This is a messenger RNA of Funneliformis caledonium, 1299 nucleotides long. The record is from the annotation of a GenBank genome assembly. NCBI's taxonomy places the organism in Eukaryota, Fungi, Glomeromycota, Glomeromycetes, Glomerales, Glomeraceae.
AUGGGGGAAGCUUCUUCAAAGGCACAAUAUUUGAAAAGUAUUAUAACGACUAUGGAAAAGUUCCAAUCAUCAUCACAUAAAUUAUACUUAAUGAAAGAUCAAGAAAAUAAGACAGUAGUUGGAAUCCUUAAAGUUGGAAUAAAAAAAUUAUUUAUCGUGGAUAGGAAAGGAAGGCAACAUGAAAUUGAACCUUUGUGUGUUUUAGAUUUUUACGUACAUGAAAGUUGUCAAAGAUCAGGUUAUGGCAAACAAAUGUUUGAAUACAUGUUAAAAAAUGAACAAGUUAUUAAUCCUUGUAAAUUAGCAUUUGAUAGACCUUCAGAUAAAUUUAGAUCAUUCUUAAAGAAACAUUAUAAUUUAGAAAAUUUUGUUCAACAGCCGAAUAAUUUUGUUGUGUUUGACGAGUAUGGUUUACCAGAUAACCCAAAUUUACAUUUACUUAAUAAAGCUCAUACUCGUAGACAUUCUACAGAAAGUAAAUUAUCGAGUGAAAGAUCAGGAACUUAUCAUAGACAUACAAGAUCUCUUACACCAAAUCAUCAUUAUUACACUUCACCACUUUUCAAUAAUUCUUCACCAGCUCUCUCUUCCUCUUCAAUCCCCUUAGAAAACAAUUAUACUUCAGUAUCAUCAAUUAAUCAUUCUGCUCCUCCUAAAGAAAUUUAUGUUCAAAGAAAAAGAGAACUAAUUAGUCAACAAGAACACGGCAAACAAUCUUUAUAUGGGAAUUCUCCGAAAGAAGUAGGGCUAAGUAUAAAUAUUAUAAAUGGUUCAGAUGAAAAUCGGGAACAAAAAGAUCAAGACGCACCGCCACCCCCAUAUACACCAGAGCAAGCUGGUAGUUCAAAUACCAACACUUCUGUUGUUACAAACGAAGGAGGUGCUACUGAACAAACUCGUUUGAAUUCAAAACCACCACAGUCAUAUACUGCUACAAACACCUAUACGCCUACUCCCAACUUAUCUUACUCCCCUCCUACAAACAGAGGAAUUUAUCAAGCUCCUGAAACGGUCGUACUUACAGCGGCAGUACCUUUAGAGGCUUUACGCACUGAACCAGUUGUGACAACCUGCCCUCAUUGUCGACAGGUUGUUUUGAGUAGCGUUCGUUUUGAAGUUGGUGGUUGUACUUGGUUGACAAGUUUUGUCUUAUUAUUCUUGGGCAUUGGUGGUGGUUGUUGUUUAAUUCCCUUCUGUAUAACUGAUUUAAAAGAUAGUUAUCAUUCUUGUCCAAAUUGUGGUAAAAUUAUGGCAAAAUAUUCAAGAUUGGAUGGUAAAGUGUUUAGAUAUAGAGGAUAA